GUGACGUCACAGAGGUAAAAAUAAUAAACUGUUUGCAAUUUGGAAAACUGUGUCUUUGACGAGUAUUUACCACUGAAUAACUAAUACACAUUGUUAAAACAUGAUGGCAGAAGAAUCAUCUGAUGAGUCGGCCGAGUUGGUAGACAAGGAGGAGGCAGUUAUUGCUGAAAAACAGUUCACCAGUCAACAGUCAGGCACAGGAUCAUCGUCGGCAUUAUCUCCACCAUCACCUCUUCCAUCGUUCAUGUCACAGACACCAACAUCCAGUCCUGUCAUCCCAGGCAGUCCACAAAUUGCCAGUACAGGAGGGUCCUCUGCUGGUGUAGUGAAUACUGUAUCCAGCCCAGGGUCACAGGUACCGCAGUCAACACCUAAAACAUCGCCAAUAUCCCCGCCAGUUAGUCUGCAACAAGUUACACCUCCAGGUCCACAGAUGACACCCUAUGAGGCGAGUUCAGCAAUAAAUGUACCAGAGAUGGAGAUUGAUUCCAGUGAACCACAAGCACAGAAUAGUGGUCUGUUCAGUUGGAUCUCCGGAAACAAGAUGCUGUCAAAAGUUGUGGAGAAAACUAAGUCUUCUAUGGAAUCUAUGAUCACAACACUUGACCCUGGCAUGAAGGAGGUUAUACGUUCUGGAGGUGGUGUAUGUAUUCUAGUAACGUCAACUAAAGAAUCUAAAGUUAGUGCUAUAAGAGAAGCUUUUCAGAAUGUGUUUGGUAGAGCCUCUGUUCUUGGAAGGGAAAGCCAAGCUACUACUGCAGCACAGCCGGUUGGGUUCACAGCAGGGUUGAAGGGUGCACAGGAACGGAUUCAGAACCUUCGACAGACAGAAAAUAUACCAGAUGAUCAACCAGUGGUGUCCAUUGAGGGAUUUAUAGUUGAAAUGUUACCAGAUAGAUGGUACGAACUAAGCUGUCUCAUUCUGCAGGAUCCUCAACACAGGAUUGACCUGCAGACAUUCUCCCAACCUUCGCCCAUACCCGCUGAGUACAUCCUCAAGGCACAGGAUCGAACUGCUAAAGACUAUCCACUUAGAUGGUCCGGGCUAGCAGUCACUAUCGGACAGAUUGUCGAGGAGGAAUUACCGCACAUUGGCCACGUAGAUUGGCAGAAUGGCAUUGUGGGAGUCAGUAGACGUGAAUCUCUAUAUUUGGCGGCAAAAUCGCUUGCUUACAUGUAUAAACAAAGACUUCCGACUAUGUUUGUGUCCUGAAAAAAAAAACACGCUAUUAUAACGCGGGAAAUUAGGUUAUAAUUAAACACCAAGUUUUGUUAUUAUGGAAGUUGUAUUUUAAAGAUAGCAUUUACUUGUAUGAAUGCGAAAAGUUGAUACAAAAUUAUCUACUAAGUAUAGAUUAUAUUGGAAAACAGCAAGAUUUUUUUCUUAAAUUAAACUUCUUUGUAAGAAAUACCAAGAUUUGUUCUGUGCUGUUGAAUUCAUUAAGAUGUUAUAGUGUUACAAAUAUUGCUAGAGGAUCAGUUACUUUUGAUAAGUUUGUGAGAUAGAAAUAUACUUUUUUUUUUUUUUCACAUUAGUGUUAUACUGAUAGAGCUUCCUACAUGAAUGGAUUACAUCAGAAAACGUUUUUGUAUAGAAAUUUAAGGUAUGACAAUGAUAUACCCUUAGUGGUUCUUUUGUGAUUGAUAAGUUUAAUUGUGAGAUUACGAGUUGGUGCAUGUGCUAUACUGUAUAUAGCCAGCUUUCCAGGGCUUAAAAUGUUUACUUGGUUUGAAACAGGUUUUCAGUAAGAUAGCUCAGUUGUGUGGACUACAAGACUAGUCCUUUUUUAUGCCCCCGAAGGCCAACGUUAACGUUUUAUGCCCCAUGAAGGCCAACGUUAACUUCAGCAUGAAGGCGCUUUACUCGUGAAUGACUGCACCCAGGACCUUCAAACUUCACAUGCUGAUAGUACUUAUUGAGUACACGACCCCUACUGACUUUGGGGUCACCGGGUCAAAGGUCAAGGUCACAGGGGCCAAUGUUAACUUUUUGCAUGAAGGCACUUUACCGUACCUGCAAACCACUGCACCCAGGACCUUUAAACUUCACGUGCUGAUAGUACUUAUUGAGUACACAACCCCUACUGACUUAGGGGUCACCAGGUCAAAGGUCAAGGUCACAGGGGCCAAUGUUAACUUUGCAUGAAGGCACUUGACUCACAAACGACUGCACCCAGGACCUUCAAACUUCACUUGCUGAUAGUACUUAUUGAGUUCACGACCCCUACUGACUUAGGGGUCACCAGGUCAAAGGUCAAGGUCACAGGAGCCAAUGUUAACUUUUUGCAAGAAGGCUCUUUACUCGCGAACCACUGCACCCAGGACCUUCAAAUUUCACAUGCUGAUAGUACUUAUUGAGUACACGACCCCUACUGACUGGAGUCACCAGGUCAAAGGUCAAGGUCACAGGGGCCAAUGUUAACUUUUUGCAUGAAGUCACUUUACUCGCGAAACACUGCAUGCAGGACUAAACUUCACAUGCUGAUAGUACUUAUUGUUUACACGACCCCUAUUGACUUUUGGGUCAAAGGUCAAGGUCACCAGGUCAAAGGUCAAGGCGCUGCGGGGGCAUUUGUCACCAUUAGUGACAGCUCUUGUUUUGUGCAUGGUUUUAUAAAAACCUACAAUAAAAUUGUAUUUUGUCAUACUUUUCAUGUAAUGCCUUGUCUUUGUUUAGAGUAGUGUUGAAAAGAUGGUAUGAGUGAAGUACUUACGUAAGAUAUGCUAGGAUAAGUUUUAUUUUUAAGUUGGCAAGAAAUAAUAUGUUCAGUUUUGUGUGAAAGCAAAAAAAUAAUGAAUUAGGACCAAUGCAUGUUGCGAUUUGUGCUUCCAUUGAUAUUUUUACAUGCAGAUUUUAAUUUAUGCUUCAAGUUUACAGUCAUACACAGAGUCAAAGACCCAGUCUACGCGUAGUGAGGUGUAAACCAGACUUUGAUGACAGUGUAUGUUUAGCAGAUAACAGUCAAACCUUUUUAUAAGGACUAUGUUUGGGAAAACCCCACCCAGCUUGCUUAGCAGCCAGAGCAAAAGACUACGAGUCACGAGAUUGCUAGCUCAAUCCCCGGGCAAGGCGUAUAUGUUUUCCUUGGCGACUUGACUGGAGACAGUAUGUCACUGGUUAGGUAGAUUGACCAGCAAAACAAAGAAAUACUUUGGAAUUCCCCGAAAACUGGCCUUAUGAUGUGAUUUCCAUGACAUAGGUGGAAGGUCAUGAUGAAAAUUUGAUUGGUGUCGGAAUUUUUUUACUUAAAACAAAAUUAAAGAAGUUAAAACACUUAGCUUGUUGUAAUAUAAAAUGAUAAUUUGUAUAUAGUUGUAGUUUUGGGGGUCAAACUUAGUACAGGGUAUGAUGUUAAACAACAAUCAGCUGUUUUUGGUGCAUAAGGAGUUACGGUGAUUACUGGAGUACUUUUUAGUGGUAUCAACUUUGGACAGUUAACGUACCUAAAACCAGGUGCUUGUUUUGGUUGGUGUGACAUGAUCUACUUAACAUGUUUUACAAUAAGCUGUGUUAUGUCUAGUUUUGAUAUGUUCACUUUUUGCUAUUCAAUAAUAAUGACAAAUAGAAUGUCCAAAUAGCCCGAAGUACAGAACUUCUUUAAAGAUAUAUUAGACCCAAAUACAUAUAUGUACCUAAAAAUACGAACAGGGACUUAAUAGCAUCUGUGUAAACAUAAAAUUAAAAUGUACGUUUGUAUAAACUGCAUGGUGUGUUAUGUUUUAAAGUGUGCAUACUUCAAACAUGCAUAGUUAAGCAAAGUAAAAAUAUGUCCUGUAUAACCAUAAAAAACUGGGAGUUUAUUUAACAAAGACUGUUAUACAUGACAUUGCAUUGUGAAUGUAUCUCUACAAACACAGUUUAGUCAUUUGAAUUCAACAUUUAAAGUGAGUAAUAUAAAAAUAAACAAUUUUGCUGAAAAAAUGGGCAUUGUAUAUCUUUAAGAAUAGGUUUAAUGUUAGAUUUAUCUUUUCCUCCUUUAAGGUGAUACAUAUAUGUACAUAUGUAUGGUUCAAAUGGUGUUGAAAUAAAUAUCUUCAAAGGGUUUCUGCACACACAUGAGGCUUAGAUCUCAUUAAUGUUUUUGUGUUUACGAUUAAUUUACAAUCAAAUGCUUUUUCAGAUUUUUUUUUGGAAAUUUGACAAAACUCUGGCAGUGGCCCUUUUGGUAUUAGUUAGUACUACACACACUUAGCUACCAAGUGAUGAGAAUGCCUAAUGGGAUUCUGUAUAAUGAAUUUGUUCCAUUAUAAGAAACUGAAGUAGAGAACUAAUGCAAAAAGCUGCAGGUUUUUCUCUGAUAGGGAGAGAUUUCAGUCAGUCAUAAAUGUUUUAUCCUGUGUAUUUGUAUUAAAAGCCUUUUUCGUGAAUUACUGUGAAAUUAUUUUAAUUUCGUGGGCACUUAAUUUCGUGGUUUUCGCCAAAACAGCUAUUUGAUGGGAAUGUUGCUUCGUGAAUAUAGAUUUUUGAACAUUUAUGAAUUCCUGGAUAUAGAUCUUCGAACAUUAAAUGAUACAGAAAUAUUUUAAGCUUCUUUGGGAUUAAAAGAUUGAAUUUUGUGGAUCGACUAAACUUUGAAAA
Mercenaria mercenaria is the source of this 4579-nucleotide messenger RNA. RefSeq names its product protein PRRC1-A-like. The record is from RefSeq and is a predicted model, not a curated record. Gene Ontology annotation, cellular component: cytoplasm. The coding region runs from base 101 to 1213 and encodes 370 amino acids. The transcript has 7 exons. Gene Ontology annotation, molecular function: protein kinase A regulatory subunit binding. Gene Ontology annotation, biological process: activation of protein kinase A activity. Lineage: Eukaryota; Metazoa; Mollusca; Bivalvia; Venerida; Veneridae.